Molecule: messenger RNA, 3435 nt
Organism: Chlamydomonas reinhardtii
Lineage: Eukaryota; Viridiplantae; Chlorophyta; Chlorophyceae; Chlamydomonadales; Chlamydomonadaceae
Exons: 16
Coding region: 229-2436 (735 amino acids)
Source: RefSeq, a predicted model, not a curated record
GUACCUUCGUUCCAGAUGUCUGCACUAAGUGAACUUGGGUUGUGCAUUGCAAACAAUGAGAAGGAAGUCACCGAGUCGGACUCAGUAAGAACAUUAUACAACUCACAAACCAUAAACUCUGCUUCCUGAGACCCAAGAAGAUAACGUUGCGCAAGUGCGUUUUUCAACAAUCUGAGACGAGACGCUUCGCCUUCACAGCGGCCCUCUGAGUGUGCUUUAGCAAAGAAAAUGGCUGGGGGCAGGUACAUCUCGUUCUUAUGGGCAGUGCUGUCGCUGAUAACAGUACUUGCAGUGGCUGAAGCGGACCUAGCAUCAUGGCUACACCGCCCGCCCCCUGCGUCAGCGCGGCGCCCUCCGCCAUCCCGCCACCGGAAGCCGCCGCCAUCGGCGGUUCGGGUUGACCCGUUUGUGCAGCUCAACGUCACAGUGACAGGCGAACUGUCGCUGGAGGCCGUGGACCCCGACCUGACCGCGGGCCAGGCCACAGACCCGCUGGACAGCGUGGCGCCCGGCGAGGUGGUGCGGCGCCUGGUGGAGCGGGUGAACGAGAGCACCAGCGUCAACACACAGGUCGACUUCGACCCGGAGGCGGUGAAAGGGCUGGUGACGGGCGACGUGGUGGAGGUGCCGCUCACGCUCACGCUGCCGCAGUCGGUGGUGGACCUGCUGCAGCUAGACUCGGGCAGCGGCGGCACGGGCCAGCACCGGCGGCUGCUGGGCGACGAGGUGCACUCACUGCGGCGGCAGGCGCUGGAGAUGCACGGCAGCCGGCGCAGCCUGUCCGACUUCGUGGCGUUCCAGGGCCGGCUGCAGGACCUGAUUCGGUCGGUGGGCGCUGCGGGCGGCCAGGAGGACAUCGUGAACCUGGUGCCCACAGCCGCCGCCGCCACCAGCACCGGCAAGUCGAACUCGGCCAAGGAUCUGAUGAUUGUCGGUGGCAAGCCGCUGAACGUGACGUCCGUCACUUUCGUGUUCACCAGCAGCAGCUGCAACCCCACCCGUGUUCCCCGCACCAUCAACUACGACUGGGUUUCGUCUCGCUGGGACAACUCCACCACGCCCGCCACCUUUACAAGCCUGAGCCGGCAGCACGACAUCUGCUCCUACAACAAGCUCAACUUCGUGCGGGUGAUUAACAAGGUGUAUGGGCCCAUCGAGAUCCCAUGCACCGGCAGCCAGCCCACCAAGGGCAAAUACGACCUCAACACGGGCUGCUCUGACCCCGAGAUCUGGGGGCUGUGGGACUUUGCAAAGUCCUGGCUGGCGAAGAAUGACCCAAUCAUGUCCAAGGGCCUCUUCGCGGUGCGCCGCAAGAUCAUCGUCUUCCCCUUCUCCAAGGGCUCCGGCUGCGGCUGGGCUGGACGGGCAAACGUGGGCUGCUCCAAUGGCGGCGACUGUAUGACGUGGCUGGCCCCUGGCGUCACCGACACGGUGCUGGACAUGGGCACCGUCUUCCACGAGCUUGCCCACAACAUCGGCCUGGCGCACUCGGGCCGCCGCAUGUGUGACGCCACUGGCACGUGCGCUGUGCGCGAGUACGAGGACCGGACGUGCAUCAUGGGCAUGGGCUUCCCCACGGACAACCAAAAGAAAUACAUCUGCACCAACGCGGCACAGUCCUACAAGGCUGGUUGGGCAUCGCCCCUGGAGCAGAAUGGCAACUCGCCCUUCAACGGCACUUUCACCUACGACGCCGUCACAGGCGACUUCAACGACAACCCCAUCGUGCUGCCCGCCAUGGGCGUCACCGACAAGAACCAUCUGCGCAUCGUGCUGGAUCAGACAGGCAUCGACCGGAACAACGCGCGGCAGCGCGCGCUGUAUGUAUCCUACCGGGCGCGCGUCCCAGGCAUUGAAUACGACAACGGCCUCAACAACAACUACCACCAGAGGGUGUUCGUGCACGAGUUCAACGAGACCGCAGACAACAAGCCCUCGGACCAGGACAACCCGCCGCUGAUCAUGGCGGUCCUGGACGUCAAGGGUGCGAACGGCCGGCCGCCUGUGAUCGGGGACAGCUGGGGCGCGCUGCCGGACAGGUACACGUACACGGCGCCUCCAGGCCUGGGGCGGCUGGUGAUCCGGGUGGUUUCCAAAACCGCAUCAACUGCCUCGCUGCAGCUGUGCCGGGCGUUGGUGGACGUGGAGCAGGGUGAUGACUUGUGCUUCAAUGGCAAGGAUGACGACUGUGAUGGGCUGACCGACGAUGAGGAUCCCGACUGCACCGGUGACGUCCAAGCGGUGGCUAGCUCGCCGCCCCCGCCACCCGUACGCAUCUUCUCAUCGCCGCCCCCGCCGCCGCCCUCACCCUCGCCGCCGUCACCGCCGCCGCCGCCGAAGCGGCCACCGCCGGCUGGCAAGAAGAAGUCGCCGCCCCCGAGCGGGUCGACGUCCUCACCGCCCCCUCCCAAGAAGCGCCCAAACAAGGGUCACUAGUUGCGGCGAAACGCUGUGUUCCAUACAAGACAACGGAGGCAGUGUUCUUGUUAUUGCAGCUUGAGCGUCAAGAAGUACAAUUAAUGCGUGGCGACAGGUUGCGAUCCCAGGCGACAGCAGGUGUGAGCAGCAGGGCAGCGUGUAUGAGAGGCAAGGUGGUGCUGACCGCACCGAAGAGCAGGAUGCAUCAUUCGCUGUACAUACACGCCAAGCCGUGCACGUGAAGUCGUUUGUGUCUGGCUAGCUGCUUAGUAAUAGGAUGAGGCGCUACGGCUCAGUGUGAGCUUGUCAAUAAUGGGCAUGGGCACUUGCACUGUGUCUGUGAGCGGAAGUCCGCUGGGGAAGCGGGUGUCCGUGCGCCAAUCCCUUUUAGCAGGCAUGCAUGGACAGCAGACUGUAAUUUUUAUGCAGUGAUGCACUGUGAGGGCGAUCGGGCCGGCUAUUUGCAUUAUAAUUGAUGACAAGCGCCGCGGGAGAGGGUGGGGUGCGGGGGUGAAGGCGGCGGGAGUGAGUAGAACAUGCCACGCCCGCCAGACACGCUCAUCGCCUGUGAUGGAGUGUGACCUUGCUUUCAUCCCAUGUGUUCAGGUUGGUCAUAUAUUUACUUGUGCGAAUAGGUAGUGCUACGUGUAGGGAACAGGCUCUUGGCUACCUUGAGCCAGCUUUCUGUACCAAGAUGGCUCGCGCGGGUGGCUUCCUGCUGCUAACAGUGCUAGCGAUAUGUAGCAUGGCUGCUCAUGCUGGUGAGCACUUACUAACUAGGCUGGGUCGGGCAUUCUGUCGCGCAUUCCCGGACAGUCACUGUCACUCAAGUGGAUUACGCCUCUAAUUAUGAUUCGCGAUUGAGUGUACAUAGCCACACUGGUGGAGAUGGUUGUUGCAUCGCGCUUGCGCGAGCGACUGGCAAGUUUGUCAGUGCUGAAAGGACUUCGCCACUGGUUCCAUGCUAAACCAUGUUAUGGACACGAUAUGCUGACUAUGGCUGUCUUUAUACAUGAU